CCCCGCCGCAGUGGCGGGUACGGGGCUGUGCACUGGAGGCCCGAGUCCCUGGGCUGUGAGGUGCUCGCUCGCCUCCGCCUUCCUCCUCGCGGCAGCCUCCGCGCCCUGCGCUGACGGCCCACCCGGGGCUCCGCCGCCCUCGCCUCGGCCUCAGCAGCCCGCGGGCUCGGCGCUCGGCAGCUCCUCCGCGAGCUCGCCGGGGACUCGCACCCCUCGCGCUCCCCUGGCGCCCGAGGGGGCCGCCUCGGGCCAUGGUGCCCUUCCCCGAGGAGCCCGCCGCCGCGCAGGGGACGAGCGAGGCGCAGCCACCGGGCCCCGCGCCUACGGUGGGGGCCGCUCCGCUGCCCGGCCCGGGACCCUCGGACGGCCCCGAGGCGUCCGUCGAGAAGGUGGAGGUAGAGCUGACGGGGCCGGCGGGCGCUGAGCCCCCGCAGCCUCCCGAGGGCGGCUGGGGCUGGCUGGUGAUGUUUGCCGCCAUGUGGUGCAAUGGGUCGGUGUUCGGCAUCCAGAACGCCUGCGGGGUGCUCUUCGUGGCCAUGCUGAAGACCUUCGGGUCCAAGGACGAUGACAAGAUGGUCUUCAAGACAGCAUGGGUAAGUUCUCUGUCCAUGGGGAUGAUUUUCUUUUGCUGCCCAAUAGCCAGUGUCUUCACAGACAUGUUUGGUUGUCGGAAGACAGCUGUUGUGGGUGCUGCUGUUGGAUUCAUUGGACUCAUGUCCAGUUCUUUUGUAAGCUCCAUUGAGCCUCUGUACCUCACCUAUGGAGUCCUGUUUGCCUGUGGCUGCUCCUUUGCCUACCAGCCUUCGCUGGUCAUCUUGGGCCACUAUUUCAAGAAGCGCCUCGGACUGGUGAAUGGGAUCGUCACCGCCGGCAGCAGCAUCUUCACAAUUUUGCUGCCUUUCCUGUUACGGGUCCUGACUGACAGCGUGGGCCUCUUCCACACACUGAGGGGCCUCUGCAUCUUCACGUUUAUUCUCUUUCUGGCUAGCUUCACUUACCGACCUCUUGUUCCAAAUGCCAGAGACAAAGAGAGUGGAACCAAAGGAGGCCACAGAUUCUCCCUGUUUUCCAGGAGGAAGUUUGGUCCUCCACAAAAAGUUUUCAAUUUUGCCAUCUUCAAGGGGACUGCUUACGCGGUUUGGGCAGUUGGAAUACCACUUGCACUUUUUGGAUACUUUGUGCCUUAUGUUCACUUGAUGAAACAUGUGAAUGAAAGAUUUCAAGAUGGAAAAAAUAAAGAGGUGGUUCUCAUGUGCAUUGGCAUCACUUCAGGGGUUGGACGGCUGCUCUUUGGCAGGAUUGCAGAUUAUGUGCCUGGUGUGAAGAAGGUUUAUCUUCAGGUACUCUCCUUUCUCUUCAUUGGUCUGAUGUCCAUGAUGAUUCCCCUAUGUAGGGUCUUUGGGGCCCUCAUUGCUGUCUGUCUCAUCAUGGGUCUCUUCGAUGGAUGCUUCAUUUCCAUUAUGGCCCCCAUUGCCUUUGAGUUAGUUGGCCCCCAGGAUGUUUCUCAAGCAAUUGGAUUUCUACUUGGAUUCAUGUCUAUACCCAUGACUGUCGGCCCACCUAUUGCAGAACCAACACGUCUAGCAACUUUGCGAACUGGGAACCUAGUCAUGAACAAGCACGCAGUCACUGAAGGUCACAGACUCCCUGUGGGAGAACCCUCCAGCCCUUCCCCUGUCCCCCAGGGUUACUUCGUGACAAGCUGGGCUCCUAUGAUGUGGCAUUCUACCUCGCUGGAAUCCCUCCCCUUAUUGGAGGUGCUGUCCUUUGUUUUAUCCCCUGGAUCCACAGUAAGAAGCAAAGAGAGAUUGACAAAACCACCGGAGGAGAAAAGAUGGAGAAAAUGUUGGAGAAUCAGAACUCUCUGUUGCCAAACUCACCUGGAAUCUUUAAGAAAGAAUCUGACUCUGUUAUUUAAUGUCUUAUAUACCUCCACCAGACUGAACUUGCUUUCAGAAGUUUAAGCAAGUUUUCCUUUUAUAUAAAUUGCAGAUUUCUUAUUUUUUUAAUCUCAUCCUAAGACUAGCACAAUAAUUGGGAACUAGAACGCUUAUUACUACAAGAACCAUAUUCUGCCACUGAAUAGCUAGCUGUCUGGUAUUUCCAUGAGUGUGGGGGCAGAGAGUCUGGUAUAUGAAAACUUCCGUCGGAAAGUCAAAUAUUGUGAGCAUUGAUGCUAUCUCAGUAAAAAGCAACUCUGGAAACUGUGAAUGCUAAUAAGCUUGUACAAAUAUUUAAAAAUACCUCAAGCUAUAAUGAAAGGGUUGCAAUUUGGUUAGGACUGGAACUGUGUUUGUUGUCUCACGUGAUGUUUUUAAUUCUGGUAUCUCUGUUUUAAUUUCUUCUGCUGUUUGGAAACUUUUUACAAGAUUCAAGCCUGGAUUCUAGAUAAUGUCAGACCUACCAAAACCUCAAGUCUGUGUUAAAGCUGCUUGCCUGCUCUUAACUAGGAUCUGAGGUUAAGUUCUUCUGCCUUGCUCCGGUGUCCGGGGGGCUUCUGGGAGAGAUGGCAGCGCUGUGUCGGCAUUCAGAGCACGGCGCGGAAGGGAUCACGGUCGUAAGGGCAGAGCAGUUCAGGAGGCGGGCAUUUCUCCCACUUCCAUUUGCUUCCUUUCGGUUGGCCGUGUGUUGAUUACUCAAGUAGCCAGAAACCCCCCAGAUUUCUGAACUUGUUUAAAGUGUAACAAUAAAGUGAAAUAGAAUGAAUCAAAGAGAUUCUGGCCAUCUUAACGUAGAGUUUUUCUGACUUUGUUAGCACUAGGACUUGACAUUUCCACAGAGUCUUACUGAGCAUGUUACCAAGUUGCAGUUUCAGGUACAAAUGGGGAAAAAAAAGUCUUUGUAUUCAUGCAGAAAAUAUUUCUGAUAGAAACAAUUGCUCCAGUUUGUUUAUAAAAUUAAUGGGUCUUGAAAAGUUAAAAGGACUUAUAAAGAGAAACAACUUCUGUAUUCCAAAAUUUACUGGCAAAAAUUUGCAUUCUUCGGUAUUUAUCCUAGCCCGCUCCCCAUUAACAUUCCCAGUAUUUUUUCUCUUUAUGCAGAGACACUUGUAUGAAAGCUAUUAAAGUUUUAAAGACCUAAAAUUAAAACCAAAGUCAUGCCAUGACCUAUACUCAUCUACAAAAAAUAGGAACACUUUCCUCAUCCUGAAAUUAUACUUUAGUACAUGUUUCUUAUUUAUGUCUUUGAAAGUUAAUAAUAUGCAAAGUAUAUUUAAAUCCUAAGUAUAAAUGCGUAUUAGAACUUCCUCAAAUGUAGCUUGUUCACCUGGGAAGAAUGCUAUCUUUUUCUAAAGCACCUCCAGGAUCCAUCUGUUUCGAACUUCUCUGGAAGGACAGAAACUUAAUCUCUUAUCUCCCUACUUUUCCUUUAAGCUUCUCUUCUUUGUCUUUAGCUGAGGAUGUAGAAACCUGAAGAGGAUAUGGAUUUGGAGUUGUUGAUGGGGGAGGGGGGGGGAAGGCAGGCCACAUAGGGGGCUGGAGGGAAGUGAGGUGGUUAAUUAAACAGCUAGAAACCCAGAAGUUCAAAGUAGGAAUACCAAAUGUGGAAUUUAUUAUUAAUAGGAUUUUAAAUUAUUUUUGAUUGUGAAGAUAUUCAGCAGUUCACUAUGACAUACACAUGGUUGUAACUUUCAGUACUUCUGUAUUUCAUAUUUAGGAAACGGGUAAUUUGUUUUUUUGGAGGGUUAUGUUGCUUAAAAAACAACUAUAUUUUGACCAUAUACUGCCCUUUCAUAUUCUUAUUUUAAACUUUUAGAAAAUGACUUAGAGGGGCACCUGGGUGGGUCAUGAUCUUAAGUUGUGAGUUCAAGCCCCGCAUCAGGCUCCAUUCUGGGCGUGGAGUCUGCUUGAGAUUCUUUCUCUCCCACUCCCCCUCCCCACGCACAUAUGCUCUCUCUCUAAAAAAAUAAAAACAAAAAACUUAGAAAUGAUACUAUAUUAUUGGGUUCUGCAUUUAUCCAUGCCUAGUUAUAUAAAACAUUAUUUCCUCAUUAUUAUCAGUGCUUUUGAGAUCAGCAAAAACAUACAACUAAGACCAAUCAUCAAACCUGCCAUUAUAAAUUUUUUUUUAUAGUUUUUAUAGUUUUAGCACAGACUCCUAAGACUUGUCCCUGCUCCUGCCAAUUUUACAGAAAGAAUUCUAAAAGAGAAAAUUUACUCUGUAGAGACUUCCAAAAUGUUUUCCCUUUCAAAAUUUGGCUGAUUUUAGAAAGGAAAAAAAAAAAAGUAAUAAUCUGAAACUCAAAAGACUUGAUCUUGCUUGGUUAGGUUCCAUAAUAAAAGAGCAAAGUGGGGCACCUGGGUGGCUCAGUUGGUUAAGCUUCGGACUCUUGAUCUCAGCUCAGGUGUUGAUCUCAGGGUUGUGAGUAGGAGUGUGGAGCCUACUUAAAACAAACAAAAAAAACCCAAAGUAGCUGAAGUAUUUAUAGUAAAACUUAGAUCUCAGAAUAUUAUAUUCAUGUACAAGAUUACACAUAUGCAGUUUUCAGUCCGAUGGAAUGAAUUAAACAGGUCCUAUGAUACUGAAAAAGCUCCACUGUAAUAGACUGUUACGGAGAGUUCUUUGCUGUAAUAAUAUAAAGUUAUAAAGUAUAAAAGAUGCUAAAUUCUAUAAAAUGUAUAUUUCAUAACAUGUUUGGUACAAAAAGUUCUAGAAGUCUGAAGUUCUAAAAGUUCUACAAACUUAGAAAAUGAAAAAUACUAAUAUUCAUAAGGAUUUAGACCAAGAAACAUUACCCUAAUCUUUCAAAGUAAAUCCUUUUUAAUUUCUGAGCAGUGUUACUAUUGCAAUAAAGUGAGCUGGUGGGCCUGAAUUUUUUUGUUCAAUCCAGACACUUGAGAGGAACAGAGUAGAGUCAGAACUCUGCUUUCUAUCUCAUCAUCCUAAUUCUGCUAAAACUCAGCAAAUUCUCACAUUCAAAAGGUUCUAGCAUUUGAGGCCAACAAUAUAUAAGAAGGGGAGCAAUUAUUCCCCUUUACAGAGACUCUGAAUCAGAUACUAUUGUAACAUACCCAUGGAUCUUCCAGAAACAUUUUAGUUCAAUUGUAUUGCAGUAGAUACUCUUGGUAUCCAUCCAUUCUAGCAACAACAAACCACCCAGAUUGAUACUUUAUUCAAAAUUUAUAAAUUUCUUUGAUCACAGUUGCAAUCCUUAGUCUACAGUCCUACUAAGAGACUUGUAAUGUCCACUUGAGAUUGCAUAGUGCUUGCAUUAAGCUUCAAAUUCUAUUCAUGAACAGAAGCAGGACCUCAUUUGUACUACCUGAUCUACAGUAUCUGUUUAUACGUGUUUGCAGAAGAUCCCAUGGGCUCUGCCCAAGUAUGGAGCAAACCUUAACUCUUAGCUUCAACUUUCUACACUUUUAAAGUAAAUGUAUACUUAGUUGUAAAGUAAACACAGCUUUGUUUUUCCUGCUCCUAAUUCUAAUCCUUUUAACUGCACUGAAGAAUAUUUUAAUUUCUACCUUUGUUAUUUAUAAAGCACUUUAUGUCCAGAUGACUUCUGUUGUUAAAUCAAGAGAAAACUGAAUAGAAAAUGCAGCGAUCAGGGGCAGGCCAGUCCAGCGUGGGUGGCACUGAGUGGGGGCUUCCGGCAGCGCACUUUCCCACUCUUGCUUAGGCCUCUUUGCUUGCUCUUCCUGGUCUCUUUCCCCAUAUCAUUCUUUUUCUCUUUACUUGCCCCUAUCCUCCAAAAGCCUGCUGAGGAGUCCAUCAACAUCCUUGCCUAGUUCCCCUGGCUGCUUAGCUGCCCUACUUACUGGUGGUCCCUGUGGCUUCAGAGAAUGGAAGCCCAGGCUAUGUCAUGUAACCUGGUGAACAGCUUGCUCUCAGCCUUGAACUUAGAGUUCUAUUGGUCGACACUGAAAACAUUAUUUAAUUAUGCGAUUAAAAUCUGGGAAGGAAGUAAUAUGUUUCAUAUAACUGGCAUCUUUUGUGCUAAUAUGUUAAACUUUAUUUAAAUGUUUAAGGUCAUGCUUUCAGAGAAAAGACUGUCAAGUUCUUAACAUGAGUAUUUUCAGAGGGCAUAAUUUUUUACUUUGAUUUUCAUAUUCUAUUAAAAUUUUGCUAAAACUUAGUCCUGAGAGCACAUCGUGGGGGAUGCUUUGGAAUGUAGUGGGCCCCUCAGAUGCGGUUCCUCAUGAAUCUGCCUUAGGCUGCGUUAUACUUUAUGGUGAAUGGUGUUGGAGUAAAUUCCCAGAGUCUAGAGAUACAAGUAGAAAGGAUAAGUUAAUUAGCUCCAAUUAAAAAAUAUGUAAACAAUUUAAGUUUUAAACUCCUUAGGGAAUUUCGAACACCGAAAACUUCAUUGUUGCUGGCAUAACAUUAAGGAGCAAUUUUUCCAUUAGGCUGAAAAUUGUUGCUUUUCCCAAUGUGUGAAAAGGAGAAGGAAGUGAAAUGUUCUUAUUUUACAUUUAUAUUCUUUAACUGAAAGACAAGUAGUAUCUUGGCUAAUAGAAAAAGUGUCAUCAUCAUAGUUUAAUUAACUCUUAAAACCACAAAAUUUUUACCUUGUGACUAAAACAGAAGAACAAGUUUACCAUUUGUGAUGGUGAUGUGGAUUAAUGUGGAAUACGAACACAGCAGAGAAGGAAGUCUUGCUACUCUACUUGACUGACAAUCAUUAAUUCUGCUCGUUUUACACUCACUGAUUUUUGUUGAUACUUAGGUGUAAAGGAAAUAAAAAGACCAUCUGGAGCUGAGUUUGAGAAUGGUUCGUGGGGCAAAGAAUAACAAGGCGGAAAGCAACAAUAGACAGCUCAUGGGCUCACUAUAAUUUUAUAGCCACAGCCCUUUUUAUCAGUUGAUUUGUUGGCAGACAUUAAUGCUUUGUUUUAUAAAUACGCUAUAGAGUGAUAAGUUACAAUCUCAAAAAUAGAGGGCCAAAUGCCCAUAGCAAAUGUGAAACCCACAUACAACUUAAACAACCACAGUUACUGAACUUAAAUAAAUGUGGACUUAAUCAGAUGACUUUAGAUGACUCCUUCUGAGACAGUAAAGACCCAUGAAACAAUUCAUUGCCACAUGUUUGAAUCACUCAAAACCUUGAAACUUGGGAUCUAGUUUACUUAGCUUGCCCUUUUUAAAAUUACCAAUUUUUCAAUAAUGAACAUUAAUCAUCUUGACCUCUAUACAUUCAAGGAAAUAUCCCACGGUACUAUUUUCUUGACAUAUAAUAUAGGAGGCUACCUCAUUUACAAAACAGCAGAUUUCAAUUUUUUGUUAGUGUGUUAGACAUUGGGAAUGAAAUAAACCUUUCUAAGUACUUGAUCAUGACAGUCCACCUACCUCAGCUUUCAGUGUCCAACUAAAAGCCCAGCUUAAUCAAUUCUUGCUUAAUCAGAAGGGAGCUAGCAGUGACUCUGAGAUUAAAAGGCAAGGGAGUGCAAGGAGUAAAGGGGCCAAAAUAUCAGUAAAAUUUAAGUGCUUUGUUCUGAUAAGAUAUAAGAGGAACAAAAAAGGAGUAUUAACUAAUGUGGCCUGUGGAUAAUCUGAAGCAGGAAAACUGAAGAAAUUUACAAUCUAUAUAUAAUAAUGGACACUUACUAAAGUGUUUCACCAGUGGCUUUUCAAACUAUACUGGCAGCUUGACGAUGAAGUCUUGUUUUCUUUGGCAGGAAAAUGGAUAAUCACUGACAACAGAUUACAUGCUUGUGCCUUAACCUCACAGCUUUGUGAAACUCCUGCAAGAGGCACCCCUUUCCUAGUGGAACAGGGACUGUGGCAACGAACUUUGGUCUCCCUGCAGUUUUAAAAAAUGCUGUCGUUGAGUAUGGCAGCAGGUGUAGGAGCUAACCCACAAGUUCCCAAUCUAAUGGAAGAUGUUUCUGGCCUUUCAGUAUUUUGGAGUUGAAUGCCACUAACCAUGUGUGCGGUAGGAACUAUCAGUAUAAAAUAACUUUUGGAAAUCUAAUGAAAUCUGUGACACUAUUUUGGAAACUCUGAUAUAUGACUUUUAUUCUUUACCAAAUAAUACUUUUUAGUAUCUGUCCAUUAUUAGAAGAGGCAAUUUGUUAAAUAUUUUAAAUGUGGGUAAACACACAAACAUUUUCUGUUAUGAUCUUCCCUAAAUGUAGUCUUCUAUAGUAUAUUCUCAUAUACUAGAAAGUUAAUGGGUCAAAGUAUCUUUCAUAAUUCAGUCUAUAUUGGAAUAGUAUUUCAGGGACUGAGGGUUGUAUGAGUGCUUUUUUCUUUUUUUUUUUUGACCCCAUUGCAAUGAGCAGACUAUAUAUUUGGUGCCUUUCUUUCCUACCAAAGAAAAAUUAGGUCAAAAUUGGUGCUAAAUUUCAUGUUCUUUUCAAAAUUAUCUCUUCUUUUUAAAUAUAUUUAUCACAAUAGGAAAUGUGUAGAUCCAGCAGUAUUAUGCAUGUUGUAUUCUGUAUAUACAUCUAAGGAAAAAAAACCCUCACCUAAAAAGCAAUUGAGUUCUGAUACCUAUUUACAGGCAUAUAAUUUUCAUUGACACGUAGGCUUUAAAGUAUGAAACUGAUAAGAAAAUGAUCACCAAAUGAAAACUUAGUAAUGAAUAUACCCCCCAAAGGUAGUAACUUUAAGGAAAAAGUCCCAUACAAUGUUAUAUGUCAGUUAUAUCUCAAUUAAAAAAUAAAAAUAAAAAAGUCCCUGUCAAUGUUUCUAGCACAAAGUUAGCUAUUCAAAGUAUUUUGUAACUCUGAGGGUUUAUAAAAAGUUUUAUAUAUAUUUUAUUGUAUAUAUAUUUACAUAUGUACAAAAUAGCUUUUUAAUGAGCUUGUUUAAGUGGAUAUUUUAAGCUAUUUUUCAGGCUAAAAUUAAGAGGGGAGUUAUCAGUCUUAAAACUUGGAUAAUGAGUUACAUUAAAAAAAUUCUCACCAAAAGUAUCAGUGUUCAUCUUUCGGAUUUAACAUAAAGACAAAUUAGUAAAGACUACAUCUGGGUCAGUGUGAGCAAAUCUCAGACCUAUGGUUUAUUCGGGGUUCUCAGCAUCAUGGUUGUGGCUGACUGUAUGACACCCACCUAAAAUCCCAUGUGCGUCUCUGAGUCUUAAUGUCUUGUGAGUAGGAUUCCGAUGAAGUGAGGAGGACAACAGGGUUUUAUUUAAUCCUGCUUUUAUAGACUGCCUUAACUCUAUGAGGAUUUUAUAAAUAUAAGUUAGAAAAAUGAUACACUCUAGGAAAUUAGGAAAACAAUACACUUAGAAUCUACUAGAGUAUACUGGAUUCUCUGUUAACUAAUGAUAACUCCUUACUACUGUUAACAGGAGUUAUGUGUGGAAGGGAGAAUGGGGGCUGGUUAAUCAGAAGUUACUGUACAGUGAGAUGAAAUAUCCCUUUACUAACUUCUGAUGUAAUUUAAUUUAUGUGGUUUGAGAACUGUAAGAUUCCAAAGGCACUGUGCAAUGCUUGAUAAAUUUGCAUUUUGUCAGUUUGUUCUCCUUUCAGUUUAUUUUAGCCUGAAAAUUAUAGCUACAACAAACAGAAUCCUACAGUAUUAAGAGAGCGUGGAUAUUUUAAGUAUCUCCUCAUAUAACAUGACAUUUUCCAUGUCAACUUAUUUUAAUGUUUAUCUGAAAAGUAACUUUAAAUUAUUUGCAUAUUUUCAAAGUUAGAAAAACAUGCUAUAUCUUAGACAUCAAAACCAAACUAUUCCCAGGGCCGCUGUAUACUGCAGAGCGGCUCUGGUCUCUGCCUGCACAGGAUGCCAUUUUGGGCACAACAGUUGCUUAAAUAUAGAUCACUGUGUGAAAUAAUUUUGCUGGGUUUGAUCAGUAUGCAGUAUUUUAGUACUUGCCUUUAAAAAUUGUUUUUCUCUUUUUAAAGAGUGUAAUUUAUAACUGAUUUUUUUAUAAUGUGCAAUUUCCUAUAGAUAACCAAAACCUUUUUAAUCGAAAGAGCUUUGUAAUCAUUUGGAGAAUAAAAUCAUUUUACUGUGGAACAAUGUGGUAUUCUCAGUAAAGACAAUAAAAAAAUGUUAGCAAAUUUCUAUGAGGCUCU
Messenger RNA from Mirounga angustirostris (Northern elephant seal), 9968 nucleotides. It is a transcript of the gene SLC16A10, whose product is annotated as solute carrier family 16 member 10. Gene Ontology annotation, biological process: transmembrane transport. Gene Ontology annotation, molecular function: monocarboxylic acid transmembrane transporter activity. Lineage: Eukaryota; Metazoa; Chordata; Mammalia; Carnivora; Phocidae. The record is from RefSeq and is a predicted model, not a curated record. The transcript has 7 exons. Bases 252 to 1964 code for a protein of 570 amino acids. Gene Ontology annotation, cellular component: membrane.